Messenger RNA from Populus euphratica (Euphrates poplar), 1626 nucleotides. RefSeq names its product transcription factor bHLH68-like. The record is from RefSeq and is a predicted model, not a curated record. Gene Ontology annotation, molecular function: DNA-binding transcription factor activity, RNA polymerase II-specific; protein dimerization activity; RNA polymerase II cis-regulatory region sequence-specific DNA binding. Gene Ontology annotation, cellular component: nucleus. Lineage: Eukaryota; Viridiplantae; Streptophyta; Magnoliopsida; Malpighiales; Salicaceae. Gene Ontology annotation, biological process: regulation of transcription by RNA polymerase II. Bases 333 to 1274 code for a protein of 313 amino acids. The transcript is spliced from 8 exons.
GAACACUAAAUGAAUCAAAGAAAGAAUUGAAGGAAAGAGAAGGAAACAUAUGCAGAGCUCCUUAACCCCACAUCUCUAUAAAAAUUCUUUGAGGACUCAGACUCAAAGUUUCUUCAGCCUCAUCUGAGAAAGCAUACAGGACACUCAAAGCUUUAAGCAAAGGGGUUUUAUGGGUGCAUAAACAAGGAAAUUUGACAAAGUUAUUAAAGAAAGAGAAGUUGAGGGGAAAAAAAAAAGAGCAAGGUGAAUUUUCUUUUGUUUUUAUGAUUCUCUUUUGAAGCACGAAUUGAAGUGUGUUUUUUGCAGAGGCCAAGCUCAUCACUGCAAAGCUAAUGAUGGCAGGAAACCCUAGCUGGUGGAGCAUGCAUCCACCUUCACAGCAAACUUCUGCUUUAUUAUCUUCUUCUACAUCUAUCUUCCCCUCCCAAUAUGUAUUUGGAUCUUCCUCACUCUCUUCGAAUCCUUUGCCUGAUAAUCAAGAGCUUCCACUGUCAUGGAGCCAACAACUUUUGGGUGGUUCUUCAGGAGAUGAAGAUAGGUACGGUAUGAGUCAAUUUCAGGCUAAAAAGUUGGAAAAUUGGGAAGACCAAAUCUUAAAUCCAUCUCCAAGUAUUUCUGUAGUUGCUGAUGUAAAGCAAGAGGUUUCCCACAACAGCAACUUAUAUGGUCAUGGGGAUGAAGACUUUCAGGCACUUAGGUCCGCAGCUUGGCCACAAGUGAUGCCAGUCUCUUCCCCUAGGUCUUGCGUCACAAGUAUAAGUAGUACUAAUAUAUUAGACUUCUCUUACAACAAGGCUGAUGGGGCGAAUCAGCAUCCGGAUCAAUCUUCCGAGUGUAAUAGCACCGCCACAGGUGGAGUAUGUAAGAAGGCUAGGGUUCAGCCCUCUUCAAGCCAACCUCUCAAGGUGAGGAAGGAGAAGUUAGGUGAUAGAAUCACAGUUCUUCACCAAAUGGUUUCUCCUUUUGGAAAGACUGACACGGCUUCUGUCCUGUUAGAAGCUAUUGGGUAUAUCAGAUUCCUUCAGGGUCAAAUUGAGGCUCUUAGCUCCCCUUACUUGGGCACUGCCUCAACAAAUAUGAAGAACCAUCAACAAUCUGGUCAAGAAGAAAGAGUUAGUGCAUUUUCUGAAGACAUAGGCCAGGAUAAUCAAGAUAACCCAAAGGAUUUGAGGAGUAGAGGACUGUGCUUGGUUCCUCUGUCUUGCACUCAGCAUGUUGGAAGCGAUCACAACGGCGCCGAUUAUUGGGCUCCGGCUAUGGGAGGAGGGUUUUGAUGGGUGCAAUAUUCCAAGGCUGAUUCAAACUUUCAAAGAAUGAUAUAACAUCAUGAGCAAUCACUCUGCUGCAACAUUCCAAGGGUAAUUGCUCAUGAUGGUAUGCAAUUCUAAUUAAAAUAACGGCCAUUAAUUGUUUCUGAACCCUCUAGCUAGCUAGUCUCACCCUUUCUGUCUGUUGAUGUUUUCUUCGAGCUACGUUGUAGAGCUCCAUGAAAAUUGAAGUUUAAUUAGCAUUUUUCUUUCAUCUCAAAAUGCUUUAUCCAGGAUUGGCAUUCUAUCUUCUUAUAUUAUUGAAGAAUAGAAUGGUUUCUGCCUCUAUUUAAUGUAACUUGUUUUCCUUGAUCGUUUA